UGGCCUCUCCAGAAUCUGCCGUUUCACAGUCAUUGUUCAUGGUCGAAAGAUUUCCACGUGCUCGUGUUCAGUGGAGUAUAAAUCAGACCAUCUGCAAUGCUUUCGUUUGGCCUUCUCUGUGCUCUCUGCCUUCUCACACUUUCCAGUCUUUCCAACAUGACCUACGCAACGAAGACCACCGCCGUUCCUCCGUUCAACCUCUCCUCCCCAGCGGGAACCGACAUUUGGCGCAAGCCACCCUCCCACAACGUCAUGACGGCGCCCACAAGCCCUUCUCCACUCCCUCUGUAUGAGCUGAAAUCCUUCCAACGCGCCCGCCUCACCUUCGCCCUUCCCCCCGCAAAUCAACUCCGCCAAUACGACCAAGCGGGCCUCCUUCUCCACUUCACCAAGCCCGGUCUCGAAGAGGGAAAAGACAAAUGGAUCAAAACGGGCGUCGAAUUCUACUACGGGAAACCAUACCUCAGCACCGUCGGCUGCGACGCAUGGGCGGAUUGGAGCGUGGUUCCCCUUACCCCGUUCGCUUCGAACGAGUCUAGGCCCACGGCGACGGUAGAAGCACGCCGCGAGAGAGAUCAACUGGGUAAGAGUCUGUGGGUCUAUCAGAUUAUCAGCGACGAGCAGGGGAAGGAGGUUGAGAGACGCCCACUGAGAGAAGUUAAUUGGGUGUUUGCGGAUGAGGACGGGUGGAAUGUGGGAAUUGGUGGGUAUGUGUGUAGACCGACGACGGAGGGCGGGGAGGGGCUGUUGGAGGCGGAGUUUGAGGAAGGGGUGCUGGUUGAGGUCCUGGAUUAUGAGACUAAGGCGUGAGGAAGGGGAUUAGGAAGAUGUGGAGUCGGUUUACGGGCUGAUCUCGCAAUUGGAUCGGAAAGAAAUUCAAUGGACAUGGGGAAACUCCUAUGAAAUUGAAUUAGAGGUAUAAAUAUGAACGUCGAAUAAACUCCUGCACGCGGCUUAGCGCCCAGAAAC
Molecule: messenger RNA, 969 nt
Organism: Trematosphaeria pertusa
Lineage: Eukaryota; Fungi; Ascomycota; Dothideomycetes; Pleosporales; Trematosphaeriaceae
Exons: 1
Coding region: 97-810 (237 amino acids)
Source: RefSeq, a predicted model, not a curated record